Vitrella brassicaformis is the source of this 324-nucleotide messenger RNA. The record is from the annotation of a GenBank genome assembly. NCBI's taxonomy places the organism in Eukaryota, Vitrellaceae.
AUGAAGCUCAGGAGUGGGACAAAGACGGCCGGCGCCCCUCAUGCGAAGGGGAUGGCCAACAAGGCCGUUGUGCAGGAGGAGGCCAAGCAACGCAACCGGGGAGAGAAAGCGCUGCUCCACAAAAUGCGUGACGACAGGCGGAGGGCCAUGAAGAAUGCUGGGAGCACGGCUGACGUGGCAGCCGUACGGCUCUCAGCAGCUCAUCAGGAGGAUGAGCCACCAGAGAUUGAUGUGAGUCAGCCACUCACACAAUCACCGGCCAGGACGCCGAGUGCCAUCACACGUGAAGACCUGAGGCAGCUGACCGAUGUGCAAAGACCCAAG